GAACAACCGGAAGGGACCAUGGCGGCCGCGGGUGCCGCGGCUACUGACCUAGAGGUGGUCCGGGGCAAACGUGCCGCGCUGUUCUUCGCCGCGGUGGCCAUCCUUCUGGGACUGCCGCUCUGGUGGAAAACCACGGAGACCUACCGUGCCCCGUUGCCUUACUCAGAGAUCAGUGGGCUGAACGCCCUGCAGCUCCGGCUCAUGGUGCCAGUGACAGUUGUGUUUACUCGGGACUCUGUGCCCCUGGACGACCAGGAGAAACUACCCUUCACCGUUGUGCAUGAGAGAGAGAUCCCUCUGAAAUACAAAAUGAAAAUCAAAUGCCGAUUCCAGAAGGCCUACCGGAGAGCUUUGGACCAUGAGGAGGAGGCACUGUCACUGGGCAGUGUGCAUGAGGCAGAAGCCAUGUUAGCUGAGCCGGAGAAGCAAGCUGUGGGCUCCCUGACUGUGUACGUCAUCUCUGAACACUCCCCUCUUCUUCCCCAGGACACGAUGAGCUACAUUGGGCCUGAGAGGACAGCAGUUGUGCGGGGGAUAACGCACCGGGAAGCCUUCAACAUCAUUGGCCGCCGCGUAAUCCAAGUGGCCCAGGCCAUGUCCUUGACAGAGGAUGUGCUCGCUGCUGCUCUGGCUGACCACCUCCCUGAGGACAAGUGGAGCUCUGAUAAGAGGCGGCCUCUCAAGUCCAGCUUAGGCUAUGAGAUCACUUUCAGUUUACUCAACCCAGACCCCAAGUCCCAUGAUGUCCACUGGGACAUCGAGGGGGCUGUCCAGCGCUAUGUGCAGCCUUUCCUGAACAGCCUCAGUGCUGCUGGAAAUUUCUCUGUGGACUCUCAGAUCCUUUACUAUGCCAUGUUGGGAGUGAAUCCCCGCUUUGACCCAGCCUCUUCCAGCUACUACUUGGCCAUGCAUAGCCUCCCCCAUGUCAUCAACCCAGUGGAGUCCCGGCUGGGGUCCAGCGCUGCCUCCCUGUACCCAGUGAUCCACUUUCUCCUCUACGUGCCUGAGCUUGCCCACUCCCCACUGUACAUCCAGGACAAAGAUGGGGCUCCAGUGCCCACCAAUGCCUUCCACAGUCCCCGCUGGGGUGGCAUCAUGGUAUACAAUGUUGAUCCCAAAAUCUAUAAUGCCUCGGAGCUGCCAGUGAGAGCUGAGGUGGACAUGGUGCAGGUGAUGGAGGUGUUCUUGGCCCAGCUGAGGCUGCUCUUUGGGAUUGCUCAACCCCAGGUGCCUCCGAAGUGCUUGCUUUCAGGACCAAAGAGUGAGGGACUCAUGACCUGGGAGCUGGACCGGCUACUGUGGGCUCGGUCAGUGGAGAACCUGGCCACAGCCACCACCACACUCACCUCCCUGGCCCAGCUUCUGGGCAAGAUCAGCAACAUUGUCAUCAAGGAUGGUGUGGCUUCUGAGGUAUAUAGGGCUGUGGCUGCAGUCCAGAAGGCAGCGGAGGAGUUAGCCCUUGGGCACCUGUCAUCUGCCUUUGCAGCCAGCCAGGAAGCUGUGACAUCCUCUGAGCGUGCCUUUUUUGAUCCUUCGCUCCUCCACCUCUUGUAUUUCCCUGAUGACCAGAAAUUUGCUAUCUACAUCCCACUUUUUCUGCCUAUGGCUGUGCCCAUCCUCCUGUCUCUGGUCAAGAUCUUUUUGGAAACUCGCAAGUCCUGGAAAAAGCCUGAGAAGAUAGACUGAGCUGGGCAGCAUGUCAGAGAAAGCCUUCCGGUCUAGCCAAGCUGGAGGCAUCAGAUUGAGAGGCCAAGCCGAGGUCUGCUGUAAUGACGUGUCUUCAUUCUCCUGUUGGCUCUCCACCAGCCAAAGGAUGACACUCCACAGUGGGCUCAUCUUCCUGUCCCUUCCUGUGGUACUACCCUGAUCCUUCAUGCCUAGGAGCCUCAGAAGGCACUCUUCUGGAUCUCUGUAUCUGGCUUGCCUGAAAGGCCUUUGUCUGUCUACGCUUGGGCAGGGUACCUUGUCCUUCCAGGCUGUCAGCACAGUAUACUUAUGCUCUGAGAGGUGGAUUUAGGGGAGAUCCUGGAUUAAAUGGUAGUCCCCUCCUCUCUGAGAUCCUCUCCCUCCUUCCUCAACUUCUUGACUGGUGUCACCAUUGGAGACAGUCUGGUCUAGGAGGCAGCGGCUUAGGACCUGCUUCUGCCUCUUGGCUAAGGUUCCCUUCUACCCUUUCAGAGAGGCAGUGUGGCACAGAAGGAAACAGUUCCCUCUUGGAAUCCAACAGGCCCGAAUCAGACCUCUGCUUCUGCACUUACACACUGGAGAGCUUUAGAUAAGCUGCUCUGCUCACCCAGCCUCAGGGUUCAUCUGUGAGAUUGCACUGAAGAUGUCACUCUCAGAAGCGGGUUGGAUUAAAUGUGAUAAGCAUGUAAAAGUGUUCUGUAUAUUGGGCUCUUUAAAAAUCUAUAUUAGGCUCGUGAAUAAACAUUGGUUGGAUAUGAGUUGA
Messenger RNA from Psammomys obesus (fat sand rat), 2449 nucleotides. It is a transcript of the gene Pigs, whose product is annotated as phosphatidylinositol glycan anchor biosynthesis class S. The coding region runs from base 19 to 1686 and encodes 555 amino acids. The transcript has 12 exons. Gene Ontology annotation, cellular component: GPI-anchor transamidase complex. The record is from RefSeq and is a predicted model, not a curated record. Lineage: Eukaryota; Metazoa; Chordata; Mammalia; Rodentia; Muridae. Gene Ontology annotation, biological process: attachment of GPI anchor to protein.